UCACUGUGGAUAAUAACUCGUAACUGGUAACGAUUGUGUAAUUACUGGUGCUCAAGGCAUCGAGCAGUGUUUAUUUCUUAAAACUUGACGCGUGUCAAGGAAAUAUACAUCAGAUUUUAGCCGUUUGCCGAAGUAUCGUGUAAAAAGCAGUUGAGAGUUGAGAAGUGAACGGUGAGUGAGACAAUUUGUGUACGAACAUUUUCUUAGAAGGAACAAGGAUAAUUGUAAUGCAAUUGAUCGUGGGAUGCUGUAAUUGCGUGAGUUAUCGGUGCAAUCGUCACCGAACCGUAAAUUCGCGUGUGACAGAUCGUACAACGAUUAUUCUUCGAGUUUUACCGCCUGCCCCUAUUUCUUGGUCUCUUUCCUAAAUGCAUAGCGAUUCUUCACCAAACGAUUGCAAAUAGGGAAAAAGUGGAACAUUCUACUUUCACGUUCGACAAAGGUUCGAUUCUACCAUAGGGAUUAAGACGUGAGGAGCGAUAAUAACCGGGACAAGAAGUGUGUGUAGAAACGUAAUAGUGGUCUCUCCGAAUUCAAAGUGUAAAACAGGAAUUGACAGAAAGAAUAAAAAUGCUUCAGUUACCAGUGAUCGCUGUUUUGAUGAUAUCGAUAUUCGUUGGCAGUGUGUCUCCAGUACUGCAACAAGAAGGCCAUGAUAGCAACGUGAACGUAGUACACUUAGACGAAACAACCGCUAAUUUGGAUAAUAAUAGUAGCAAAGUGGACAAACCUUCGAUAAACACGGCGAACGAUGCGAAAAAAACUGUAAACGUAACAAAUAAGUCUAUGUUAGUGAAGAAUUCAUCCAGCAUAAACGAAACCACGGUCGGGGGGGAUAAAGAAAUAAAAAAUGAAAAGCAAAAUUGCACUUCCAAGAAGGAACAAGACGAUAUGCUGGGCUGUCAUGUAACACCAGCCGAUGAAGACAAUGAUAUUGAGCGAAAUACAACGUUAAAUAGUACAGAUCCUUCGAUAAAUACUACAGUUGCUACGAAUAGCAAGACUGAAGCCACUACGGAAUCUCAGGUAACAAACGUUCCUCCUCAUAAGGACGAAGAAGAAAAUGGCGGGAAGAAUAUGGAAACCAGUCAAAAUAAUACGCAGACCACAAAUCAAGUAUCUUACGACGUUGUGUCUGCUGAGACGAAUCACACCGCGGAUACUAAUAAUUCAGAUUCAAGCACGAAUUCAAAACACGAUCUUAAUACUAGUGAAGAAUCGAUUAAUACUGUACCGCCGUUAUUAGACGAUAAAGUUGAGGCAAGCAUGGGUUCCGAAAAUAUUGAAGCUGUAAAAUCUGUCGAUCAAGUAGAUAAUAACAAUAAGCAUAUGCCUUCAGGAAUUAUAGCGUUAGUUACUGCGAUCAGUUUUGCUGUAGCAAUUGCAUUGGUAUAUAUUGGAAUGAUUGUUUGGAGGCGAUAUAUCGAAUAUAGGUAUGGACAUCGAGAGUUACUCGUUAAUGAACUAGAAUUUGAUACUAAUGAUUUACGUCAUUUUGAGCUGUGAUUUCGGGAAAGCAGUAACCUGCAGAGAAGAAAAAAACUAAAUGAUUCACAGCUAAAGCUGAUACUAUGUAACU
Messenger RNA from Eufriesea mexicana, 1579 nucleotides. RefSeq names its product TBC1 domain family member 5 homolog A. The transcript is spliced from 8 exons. The coding region runs from base 571 to 1506 and encodes 311 amino acids. The record is from RefSeq and is a predicted model, not a curated record. Lineage: Eukaryota; Metazoa; Arthropoda; Insecta; Hymenoptera; Apidae.